Molecule: messenger RNA, 3689 nt
Organism: Durio zibethinus
Lineage: Eukaryota; Viridiplantae; Streptophyta; Magnoliopsida; Malvales; Malvaceae
Product: transcriptional corepressor LEUNIG_HOMOLOG-like
Molecular function (GO): transcription corepressor activity; protein binding
Source: RefSeq, a predicted model, not a curated record
UUCAUCCCCGUGACAGAAAAGCCCUGCAAACCAUCCAAAAUUUACAUCCCCAGCCACUCAUUAAGUCUCCACUUUUCUCCUCUACUCAAGUCCCUAACACGCGCAUGCAGCAUAAACCUCCCUGUUCUCACAACCAAAACUUGCUCGACACAACCAAUCAUCAGCCAGGAAAGCUGGAACCGACUCUGCCCAUCCGGACGAACUAAAGACCGACUACUUUCCAUGCCGAACCAACUUCCGAACCGAAAACUCUAAAUAAAAAAGAAGCAGAGUCUGUCUACGAACCACAGCUUAGGUUUCUUCAGAAGAAGCCUUUUUUUCCCUAAAUAUCCAUAUGUUUCCUGAUCCUGCAAAACAACUUUUUUUUUCUCUCUCUUCUACUGUUAAAGUUCGAGCUGUUAUACUUCAGUUACACUCAAAAGAAUCAUUCACAGUUUUUUUGAAGAAAUAAUUUUUUUUUCUUCAGCUGAAAUAAUUCAGAGAAUUAUAACCUCUCCAAGCUUGUAUAUGUAUCUAUGGUUACAGUUCCAGAUCACUUUAAGCUCUGCAUGAUUCAAUUGGAUUAGAGUUUGUGAAGUGGAGAUCUUGUUGCAAGGUUGUUUAAGCAUUGAUCCAGUUCACCGGAAAGGAAAAUGGCUCAGAGUAAUUGGGAAGCUGACAAGAUGCUUGAUGUUUAUAUCUAUGAUUAUUUGUUGAAAAGAAAGUUGCAUGCUUCUGCAAAAGCUUUUAUGACUGAAGGAAAAGUUGCCACAGAUCCAGUAGCAAUUGAUGCGCCUGGAGGAUUUCUGUUUGAGUGGUGGUCUGUCUUCUGGGACAUAUUUAUUGCUAGGACAAACCAGAAACAUUCUGAGGCUGCUGCAGCUUAUAUAGAGGCACAACAAAUUAAAUCAAGGGAACAACAGCAAAUACAAAUGCAGCAGCUGCAACUAAUGCAGCACUGCAAUGCACAGUUGCAGCGAAGGGAUCCCAACCAUCCUGCCCUUGGUGGUUCUGUAAAUAAUAUUAACUCUGAAGGAAUUAUGGGACAGGCACCAGCCAGUGUCUUGGCCAUGAAAAUGUAUGAAGAACGUGUGAAACACCCUCAUUCUGUGGAUUCAGAGACAUCAUCAGCACUGAUCGAUGCCAGUAGGAUGGCCCUUCUGAAAACACAGGCCAAUCAUCAGGGCCAGUUGGUGCAAGGUAGCCCUGGAAAUAUGUCAGCGGUUUUGCAGCAAAUCCAGUCGCGAACACCGCUGACCAGUGAUGUCAAAAGCGAAGUUAAUUUGGGUGGAAAUCAGAAAAGCUUAUUACCUAUGGAUCCCUCUUCGAUUUAUGGGCAGGCAAUUUUACAAACUAAACCAGGCCUAGGUGGUGCUGGACUGAAUCAGGGUGUCUCUGGUCUUCCAUUGAGGGGUUGGCCUCUAACUGGAAUUGAUCAGUUGCGACCAAGUUUGGGUGUACAAAAGCCUAAUCUGCAGACUCAAAACCAAUUCCCUUUGGCUUCACAACAACAACACGUCUUGGCACAGGCUCAGGUACAAAGCAACCUUGGAAAUUCGACAAACUGUGGGGACUCGGACCCUUGUAAGUUUGGUCAAUUUUCUCAGAGUCAUUUGAAUGCAAAAGAUGAUCAAUCUACUAGAAACGAUGGAUCCAUAUGCUCCCCUUUGCAGUCAAGUUCUCCAAAGAUGAAGAUGGGUCAAGUUUCACAUUCUUCCCCUCAGCAACAGGAGCAAUUGCAACAGCAGCAGCAGUCACAGCAAUUGCAACAGAAUAACAGAAAACGGAAACAACACUCUUCUUCUGGAGCAGCUAACAGCAAUGGCACAGCAAACACAGUUGGCCUUUCACCAAAUUCACCACCGUCAACUCAUAUGCCCGGUGAUGCAAUAACUACUGCAACCAGUUUGCAGCAUGUUAAUACUGUUUCUAAAAGCAUGAUAUAUGGUGCAGAUGUAACAGCGGGUCUUUCAUCAUCUUCCCUGUUGGAGGACAUGGAAAGGUUUGAUGCUUUGGAUGAAAAUAUGGAGACACUACUUUCACAUGAUGGAAGUGAAGGAAGGGACAUUUAUGGAACCAUUAAACAAAGUCCUACUGAUCAGCAAAAGGAGUCUGCUAAAGACUUCACUUUUGCUGAGGUUGGUUGUAUACAGACAAGAAAUAGCAAAGUUACUUGCUGUCAUUUUUCUUCUGAUGGGAAGUUGCUGGCUAGUGCUGGGCAUGACAAGAAGGUGGUGCUUUGGAAUAUGGAUACCCUGCAAACAGAGAGUACUCCAGAAGAACACAAAUUGGUUAUUACGGAUGUACGAUUUAGGCCAAAUUCAUCUCAGUUGGUGACAGCUUCUGUUGAUAAAUCUGUGCGGUUAUGGGAUGCAGCCAAUCCAAGCUAUUGUGUGAAAGCAUACAAUGGCCACACUUCACCUGUGAUGUCCCUUGAUUUUCACCCCAAGAAGACAGACUUGUUUUGUUUUUGUGAUCAUGACAAUGAAAUUCGCUAUUGGAAUCUUAAUACAUUCUCAUGCAUGCGAAUGUCAAAGGGUGGUAUGGUCCAAGUAAGAUUCCAACCGAGAAUUGGACAUUUUCUGGCAGCAGUGUCAAAUAAAGUUGUAUCCAUCUUUGAUGUGGAAACUGAUAGGCAAACACUAACGUUUCAGGGGCAUUCGGAAAUGGUAAACUAUAUAUGCUGGGAUGCAAACGGAGAUUAUUUGGCAUCUGUGAGUCAAAACUUGGUAAAAGUAUGGUCGGUGGAUUCUGGGGAAUGCAUUCAAGAACUCAGUUCUGGUGGGAACCAGUUCCACUCUUGUGUCUUUCAUCCAAGUUACUCCACUCUUUUGGUGAUCGGAGGACUUUCGUCUUUGGAGCUGUGGAACAUGGCUGAGAAUAAGAGCAUGACAAUUUCAGCUCACGAGCAUAUAAUUUCAGCAUUGGCACAGUCACCUGUCACAGGAAUGAUUGCUUCUGCAAGUCAUGACAGCUCCGUUAAGCUGUGGAAAUAAACCAUAGAAAAUAUGAUAAAAAUCAAAUACGUGUGGAGCAAAAGCAUUCCUUCCAGUGGCAUGGCGUGGAAAUUCGGGAAUGGUUAAAAACCCAAGUAUGGGAGAUUUUUUAGUUAUAGAUGUAUAAAAUAUGGAAUGGCGUAUAACUUAUUUUGCAUGCUCUUCAUUUUUCUGCUCUACUGAGUAGAUUGUCCGCUUUGGUUGAGAACACUAGUUAUUUUUAAAGCAAUAUUCUUAUUCAUAAAAUCUUCGGUAUAUCUUCUUUUUAUAUAAAAAAAUUUUAUUAAAAAAAAUCGCAGUACAAAAACAUAAGAAGAAACUGAACGUCACAUUUAAGGUAAUAUAUGAGCUAUCGUCUGCAAUAAGAUUGAUGUACCGUUGAGCUACUUUCAUGUUUUUCUUGACUGAACCCAAACGCUUCUUUACAAAUGUGACUGCUAUCCUUUCACUUUACAAAAAGAUUGAUUGAAAUCAGGUAAUACAUUUUUUCAAUUUAAAAAAUUGAAUUUACAUCUACUUUUUUUUAAGAAUUAAAAUAAAAGGAAAAAGAUUUGGAAAUUAGUAAAUUGCUCUUGUUUUCAUAAUGAUAUUCCUUCACUAAUUGUCUGCAUCACAUCUGUUGAUAAAUCUCUAGCAAUCUACUUCAAGUCUAGAACUUUCUCGAAUCAAAUUUAUUACUUGUCAAUAAUCUCUAACCACUUAGAACUUGCCCAU